UGCCGUUGGACGUCGUGGCGGUGAUCACUGAUGAUGCUUGGAAGGGUGGACCAUUGGUGGUUCUACAUGGGGCUAUGGGUCACCCACCUGCAACCAUGUUAGGCAAGAACUACGUGUGGCUCAUGCCAUUUGUCAAGUACUUUCCAUGGAAGAUACCAAGUGGUUUUUUCAUCGCUGACGUGUUUGUCUACCUUGAUGCCCUGUUCCAGAAAAAACUUUUCCACCCCGAUGCUGCCAAAUUUGAAACGAGAUCUUCUUUGGCAGCGGAGGAGGCAGUGAAAACCAAACGUUGCCUACAGGCAUUGAGGCACCUUUGGAGGAAUGCCAAGGACAACUCGCAUUGCCCACGGGUCCAGCAUAUGAAGGAGUUGUUGGUUGAAUCCCCUCAGCAACAGCGCAACCGGGAUUCCCUCCCCCUGCCUGAUGCUGAAGACUCGGGCACCAAUGACGGGUGCAGCGAAGGUGAUGAACCUGCCAAUGUCGGCGUGGGGGUGGACCAUGAGGACCAUGAGGAAUCUUCAGGGUCUGGUGAUGAAAGGGAUGACAGCGGUGGUGAGAGUGAAUCCAGUGAACAUGAGGUUCAUCCUACGGGGAGGCAAAUCCAGCAGGUAGUUCGGGUUGACUCCGGUGCUUCUGAGGAAAACAAAGGUGACCAUGCGGGGAGCAGUGAUGAUGAUUCCCUGGUAGCCCGUACCCUUCGACUGAGUGACUGUGGUUCCGAUGGUGAUCAUGCCAGUGAAUCCAGUGAUGGUGAAUCUGGUGAACCCAAUGGAGAUGACCAUGGCAAGGAGGAGACCCAAGCCAUUUCCAGUGAUGAUGGGAUUGAUUGGCGCGAUAGCCAAGUCAGCUCCAGUUGGCUCGGUAGGUUCUACUCCCAGUAUGGCCGUUUCGGCAAAGAGGAGAGCUCUGAUCCAAACUUACCGAAAUGUGUUGAGGAAGGGGACCAAGAUGCCAUGCUGAAACAUAUCCGAGAUUCACUGAAUGGCUGCCGUGAACAUGGUGAGCAUCCUUUGAUGACUGACUACUUGGAGCAUUGCCGUGAGUCCCUCAACACCUAUGACAAGUACGUCUUCGCCACAUUGAAGACUGACCGGCACUUCAACUCUUGGGUGGCUGAGCAGAAGUCCCAGGAUGCCAAGCCUCCCAAGCGCAAACCUGAAGAUGUGAAGGUGCCCGCAGCCAACAGUGGCUUCAGCGAUGCAAUGGGCCUGAUGCAGUUGUCGGAUGCAGCAGGGGGGUUGGAAGGGGAUGAUAUCUCCAUCACGCCGGCUCCAAAAAAACCUCGACUUGCAGAUGAAAUUGCGAAGGGGUUAGAAAUCACACCACCUCCUGUUGUGGGGCAGCAAUCAGCAAAGGCCAUGGCAAAGUUGAAGAAGAAGGAGAAGUGCAAUGGGAAGGUCAAGGGGUGCAGUGGGAAGAUCAAGGGUACUGAUCAGAACUCAACGGAUGGCAACGAUGGGGACAGGGCCCGAGAUAAGUCUUUCAACGGACAUGACUUGUCUGAUCUUCCUCAUGAAGCUCUUCCUUUUGUGGAUGGCUCGUACAAGGGCAAGCACAGCUACACAGUUUAUAUGGGCGAUUGCGCAAUUGAGGUGUUGUGCAAGAACGCCGCAUAUGUCAUCAAGCGUUGUCGGGAAGGCGUUGAGAAGCCCUCCAGUAACCAAGUCACAUGGAGCCGUUUUGGUGGGCCGCGCAAUGCGUGGCGUGAGGCGUGCCAGCGGGCUGGUAUUGAGUCUGCGCUGAGCCCGUAGGAUCUCUUUGGGGUAUGCGCAUAGGUUGCUGUUUGGAUGUUGCUUGGUGGCCAUUGG
Messenger RNA from Cladocopium goreaui, 1808 nucleotides. The record is from the annotation of a GenBank genome assembly. NCBI's taxonomy places the organism in Eukaryota, Dinophyceae, Suessiales, Symbiodiniaceae.